Canariomyces notabilis is the source of this 816-nucleotide messenger RNA. Its product is annotated as NAD(P)-binding protein. Bases 1 to 816 code for a protein of 271 amino acids. The record is from RefSeq and is a predicted model, not a curated record. Lineage: Eukaryota; Fungi; Ascomycota; Sordariomycetes; Sordariales; Chaetomiaceae. Gene Ontology annotation, molecular function: oxidoreductase activity, acting on the CH-OH group of donors, NAD or NADP as acceptor. The transcript is spliced from 4 exons.
AUGCUCCCCCCCUCACUCGUGGGCAAAACAGCAGCCAUCACAGGCGCCACCGGCAGCAUCGGUUUUGCCAUCGCAACCCGGUUCGCACGAGAAGGCGCCAGCGUGGUACUCGCCGGCCGCUCCGUCCAGAAACUGCAGAAUACCCUCAAGCAGACGCAAGACACCAAGCCCUGGCAGUGGCAGACGACAACAGUCCAGCAGCAGCAGCAGCAGCAACAGAACCAUGCCAUAGUCGAGCUUGACACGCGCAAACUGUCGGAUUGGAAGGGCCUUGUAGAGAAGCAUGAGAUUGACAUACUAGUCAACUGCGCGGGCAUCUCACAGCACUCUCUCCUUGUGCGCGCGGCCGAGGCCGAUGUGGACGAGCUCAUCGACACCAACCUGCGCAGCGCCAUCUGGGGGUGCAAGGUUGUCGGGAAGCAGAUGAUUUCUAGAUCUAGACGAGCUACUGACGGUAAAGGUAAAGGUAAAGGUGAAGGGGGGUGCUGCAUUAUCAACGUCUCGAGCUUGCUUGCGCAGCGGGCGGUUGUGGGGUCGGCUGUGUAUUCUGCUAGUAAGGCUGGGUUGUUGGGUUUGACGACUGCUCUUUCGCAAGAAUUUGGGCACUACGGCGUCAGAGUUAACGCGAUUUUACCGGGAUAUAUCGAGUCUGGAAUGACCAGCGACCUGCCUGAUAGGGACGAGAUCAUGGCAAAGAUACCCCUGAAACGCUUCGGCGAGCCAGACGAGGUCGCUGAUGCAGCUGCCUUCCUCGCAAAGAACACGUACGCAAAUAACUGCAUACUGACCCUCGAUGGGGGCUCGAGCGCCGUUUGA